AUGAACGACCAUUUGAACGCAAUAAAUGAGUUAUUUAAACAGGUUGGUCCGCUUGGUGACCUUUCUGGCAUUGUAAAACAGUCGCAACACAAUUCCGAUUUGGCACAAAAAAAAAUAAUCGUGACUAAUAAACCCCUAAAAAAUGAUAAGUUUACAUGGUUCAAUGUAUUUUGUAAAAGAAGUCUGGAGUUACAGCAUCUUUUCACUACGUGUUUGGAUGACCUGGAUUCAAUCCAUUCCACUUGCCAAGCACAGAAAGAGGAGUUUAAAAGGAUACAAGAUAAGUACAAUCUACUGUCCCAUAACAUAUCCCAGCUACAAGAUUUGGUAUCUGGAUUUGAACGACACUAUGAACACUAUCGCAGAUACAACGUAUUGACUAGAAUAAUUGAUGAUUUGGAUUCUAAAACACAAAACUCCAGGCCUUUAUUCUCAGAAGCUCAUUUACAAAACCUAACAUAUUUACACUCUUCUUCUGAUAUCGCAGCCAAUUCCAUUGCCACUGUUAAUGCAGUUAAUAAUGCCACUGAUAAAAGUGCAGAUGACGAGGUUAUUGAUAGCGAAUCAUCUCAAUUCAUAGAUACAGCAGGGAAUAUUGGGGGAGAAUUGGCCAAAAUAAUCCGCUCAUCACAGGAUUCAAUUGACUUCUUCGGUUUGCACCCAAACUACAUUCAAUCGAAUGUUUAUCAAUCGCAUUACAUUGAUUUGCGCAACAGAGCAUUCAAUCUAUCCGAUAGAUUGUUCAGGGAAGUUUACUCCAAAAUCGAAUUUCACUCCUCUGAAGAUUUGAUACUAGAAGUUUCAAAACACUUUUUACACUGUAGGGUCUUCGCUAUCAAAAUGCGAUCUUUACUGGAUGUUUUUAUUGGGAAAACUAAGCUAGGCGAUUCUAUAUAUGAAAACCACCUUGAUCAAUUGCAGUUGUACUAUGUUGCCAUGAGAAUUAAGGUUUUGCACUCUAUUUUUGAAACACAUUUAACAGAAAAACAGAAGAUAUAUCCUUCAUUCCAAAUUGAACUAUUGCAGGAAUCUAUUGAAUUUGCAACUAGUUUAUCAAAUUUAGAAAUAUCACUCUUCUCUACUACAUUUUGCAAUUCAGGUUUCCAGCGUCUAAAGAGUAUAAUUUACAGCCUGGCUCUAUCAUUCACUGACAGUUUCAAACCUCACUUGGAUAACCUUGGAGAUAUGCCUCUAUUAUGCAGUGCAAUUGAUUCGUUUGACAAGAGCAAAAUACCAACAACACUACUAAAUUCCGACGCAUUUGAUCCUAUAUAUAAAUCUUUUUUGGAGUUGGAAAAGUUGCUCAAGUAUAAAUUGGCCUCGGCCCUAGACAGUAUUAUAAACCCAUCGCUAGAUCACAAAUUUGAUGAUGUUAAAUUUGAGAUAUGUGAGCCUUUUUCUCCUACAAUAAAUAUUGUGGGUACAAUAUCUGCAAAUUUAAACCGAAUUGAAACUCACUAUGCAGUUGAAAAGCUCGCAGAAUUGAUAAAAUUCGUAUCUGACGUUGGCAGCCGCUUAAAAGGCGAUUCUAUGGAUAGGCACUUAUUUAUGAUAAAAAACCUACAUUACAUAAAGGAUAAUUUACCAAUUGGACGAGUUAUAGAUAAAUUAGAACUUGAAACUACACUCGAAGAUUCAAUAUUUGCCCUAUGCCUGGAGUUUUCUGAUAAACAUGUGCACGAGACUAAUAAAUUGUUGAAUAAGAUACAAAACAGAAGGAUUGAUAAGAUAGACGUAUCGAAAUGCAACGACAAUCUUAAGGCGGACCUAGAAAAACAAUUACCUAUUCUAUAUCAACUUAUAACCAAGGCACUGAGAAGCAACUACAGGGAGAAAUGCCCUACAAUGGUUAUGCGAGUCAACGAAGUUUACUUUGCGGUUGUAACUCACAUUUCAGAUUUACAGAGUAUGGUACAGGAGCUAUUGCCUGAGGGGUUUACAGUUCUCACCCCGCAGCAGAUAAAAAACAUAGCCAAAGAAUAUUCGACAUUUGAAUAA
This is a messenger RNA of Babesia microti strain RI, 1998 nucleotides long. Its product is annotated as dynein beta chain, putative. The record is from RefSeq and is a predicted model, not a curated record. Bases 1 to 1998 code for a protein of 665 amino acids. The transcript has 10 exons. Lineage: Eukaryota; Apicomplexa; Aconoidasida; Piroplasmida; Babesiidae.